CAUAAACAAAUACAUUAAUAUGAAAUAUUACUACGAACAUGGUAGGAAACAUCUUCGUAAUUAGUAAGCCAAUGGGAGGACCAAUAGUCCAAUACAUAUACACUCAUGUCUCUGUAAUAUUAUAAAAUAACAAAAAGAUAGUUUUCGUUUGUGUGUAUUAUCCUCUUUGUUUUGGGAAAAGAUAAGAAUUUGUCCUCUGCCUGCGUAAUCAAUCAAUCUAUAUAGAGAAAAGUUGAGAGAGAAUCAACCAUGGCAAAGGCUUUGAAUGACGAUCCCGUUUAUGUUGCAGUCAGCCAAGACGUUGGUGAAAGUCGAUCCACUUUGUUAUGGGCUUUGAGGUCUCUCCGUGUCAAGAAGCUCCACCUUCUUCACGUUCACCACCUGAUUUCCAUGACCCCUUCAUCAAGUGGGCUUGAACAAAGUGAGAUCGAUGCAAUCCAGGAGUCGGAACAAACAAGUAUAAGUGACAGCCUUCUCAAGUACCAUGAUAUCUGCAUAGAUGAAGGAGUUAUUGAACAAGAUGUGGAUAUGUCAUAUUUUUCAGCAAAUAAUGUGGGGGAAUGGAUUGUGGAACUUAUCUAUCAAAACAAUAUCAAGAAGCUGAUCAUGGGAGCAACUGCUGAUUCCCAUUACCCUGAGGACAUGGUUCAUAUAACAUCUACAAAUGCUGAGUAUGUGAUUCGACACGCACCUCAUUGCUGUAAAAUAUGGCUUGUUUGUAAUGGCGACCUCAUCCAAACGAGGGAGGGACGCUUUGAACUUGCAGGUUCAUCGUACUCCUACUCUGAAUCCUCAAGCAGCGUUCAUAGCCUUGAUUCUGCUUUGAUUCCUUAUGGGGGAGCAGGAAGAGCUGAAUGUGUCACUGAGCCACAUCCCCUGUCGUCAUCUGAAGAACGAUCAGCUAGUGGGGUUGAGACGAUGUAUUACGAGGCGCAGAGACAGCGAUUAGAAAUUGAGGAACUAAAGAGAGAAAAGGAGCAACGCGAUAAGAUGAGGUGUGAAAGGGAGGAAGCUCUCACAAGUUCCUUUGGUGUCACUCAGAAACUGUACAGUGAAGAAGUAAUUCGCAGGAGAGAAGCAGAGGCGGAACUAAACAGAUCGAAAGCAGAAAUUGAAGAUAUGAAAAGGGUCCAAAAGGAACACGAAGAACAGCAUUAUACUGAUUGUCGUCUGUUAGAAUUGAUCCAGAAAGAGCGAGACGAAGCUAUAAAAACAUGUGAAGAGCUUUUGAUACAUCUAAACCUGGAUAAGGCCAUGUCAUCAUCACAUUCACCAUCAUCCCCGUUGCAAUGGUCUCUUUCCGACGAGCCUCCCCAAUGUUUCCUAUGUCCCAUUUCAAAGGAGAUUAUGCAUAAUCCUCAUGUUGCAGCCGAUGGUCACACCUAUGAAGCAGAGGAAUUCAAAAGGUGGCUCCGUCACGGAGGUGAAAAAUCACCGAUGACAAACCUUAGGCUCGAGAAUGACAAUCUCACCCCGAAUCUUGUUCUUCGUUCAGCCAUUAGAGACUGGUUGCAACGGCACCCAUAUUUCUAUGAUUCGUCUUAGGAUAUAUAUGAUGCUGAUUGUGUUGUGUGAUUCAUUGAAUGUGUUAAAAUUUAAUAAAAAGUCCUUUAUUCA
This is a messenger RNA of Camelina sativa (false flax), 1617 nucleotides long. RefSeq names its product U-box domain-containing protein 56. Gene Ontology annotation, molecular function: ubiquitin-protein transferase activity. The record is from RefSeq and is a predicted model, not a curated record. Gene Ontology annotation, biological process: protein ubiquitination. NCBI's taxonomy places the organism in Eukaryota, Viridiplantae, Streptophyta, Magnoliopsida, Brassicales, Brassicaceae.